UGCAUAUAGCCGGCAGUCCGAUUUUGGAGAAGUUGUCAAAAUGCAGAGAUCAGGUCUCGUUUUACGGGGCUGUUUCAGGGCCCAGGCUCUGUACAGGGCGCCCAAAAUCAACCCAGGGAGAGCUGCGAUUGCCAGGACUCUUCAGACUUGCAGAACAGUAUCAAGAUGGACUGGACGGUCCUCAUCUUUCCAAGGGCAGACGUGGCAAAUGAGAUCAGCAAUCAGGCUGUACUCAUCGGGAGAUUUGCCGCCUCAUUAUAAAGUAACUCUUCCAGCGUUGUCGCCCACCAUGGAAAUGGGCACAGUCGUCAGAUGGGAAAAGCAGCCUGGUGAUUCCCUGAGUGAAGGAGAUCUACUCUGUGAGAUUGAGACAGACAAAGCUACCAUGGGGUUUGAGACGCCCGAAGAAGGCUACCUAGCCAAGAUCUUCGUGGAGGAAGGAGCCAAGGACAUCCCUGUCGGAAGGUUGUUGUGCAUCAUCGCGGAGAACGAAUCCGACGUAGCGGCCUUCAAAGAUUUUGAAGACAGCGGCGAGAUCGUCUCCCCAGCUGCUGAAGAAGCCAAGCUUCCCCCACCCCCACCUCCCUCAAAACCAGCCACGCCCCCUCCCACUGCUCCUUCGCCAACCCCGCCCCCUCCAUCAGCUGCCAAGCCUGAGGCGCCCGUACUGCCACCCUUGCCGCCAACUCCGAGACCCACCCCUGGCCAGAGGGUGUUCGCCAGCCCCCUGGCUCGGAAGUUGGCCGCUGAGAGGGGAAUAAAUCUAAUGGAUGUAGCUGGUAGUGGUCCAGGGGGACGCGUCCGGAGGACAGACAUUGAGUCCUACACACCCUCGGCCGUCGCCGCGCCAGCCCUUGCCGCCAUGCCAGGGGCUGGCUUCACGGACGUACCCGUAGGUGAACUGAGACAGUUUAUAGCUAACAGGGUCACCCAGUCCAAACAGACGAUACCUCACUAUUUCCUGACUGUCGAGAUCAACGUUGAGGAACUCUUGAGGUUGAAAGAAGAUCUGAGCCAAACUGUAGCAGCUGAAGGAAUGGAGCUGACAGUCAACGACUUUGUGGUCAAGGCUACGGCUCUGGCUAGCCUGAAGGUCCCUGAGGCCAACUCAGCCUGGAUGGAGGACAGAAUCAGACAAUACCACCAUGUUGACGUCAACCUCGCUGUCCAAACAGACAAUGGAAUGAUGACACCAGUCAUCUUCAAUGCCGACGGAAAGGGUAUCGGUGCCAUUAGCCAAGAAGCGACAGAGCUUGCAGAAAGAGCCGUGGAAGGGACGCUGCAACCCCAGGAAUACCAAGCUGGUACCAUCACGGUAUCUGAUCUAAGUAGUUUGGGCAUCAAGCAAUUCGCAACCAUCAUCAACCCAACUCAGUCUUGUGCAGUAGCAGUCGGCGCCCUGCAGAAUGUCAUGGUGCCUGAUGCGGACGCAGAAGAGGGAUACAGAGCGACAACCACCAUGAACGUCACGCUCAGCUGCGAUCACAGGGUAGUAGACGGAGCAGUCGGCGCCCAGUGGCUGCAGAAAUUCAAGACGCUACUAGAAAAACCACACACGAUGCUUCUCUGAGCCGUGGUAUAAACAUUUGGUA
Molecule: messenger RNA, 1592 nt
Organism: Patiria miniata (bat star)
Lineage: Eukaryota; Metazoa; Echinodermata; Asteroidea; Valvatida; Asterinidae
Gene: dlat
Product: dihydrolipoyllysine-residue acetyltransferase component of pyruvate dehydrogenase complex, mitochondrial-like
Exons: 13
Coding region: 41-1570 (509 amino acids)
Biological process (GO): pyruvate decarboxylation to acetyl-CoA
Cellular component (GO): pyruvate dehydrogenase complex
Molecular function (GO): dihydrolipoyllysine-residue acetyltransferase activity
Source: RefSeq, a predicted model, not a curated record